This is a messenger RNA of Gaeumannomyces tritici R3-111a-1, 432 nucleotides long. RefSeq lists its product as hypothetical. The record is from RefSeq and is a predicted model, not a curated record. The coding region runs from base 1 to 432 and encodes 143 amino acids. Lineage: Eukaryota; Fungi; Ascomycota; Sordariomycetes; Magnaporthales; Magnaporthaceae. The transcript has 3 exons.
AUGAGCGUAAUCACGAUUGACUUCGUGACGGCGCUCCCAACUACGUCGAAGCGCACCAUGAUUCUGCCCCGCUAUAACCGGCUGCGCAAGUCUCCGAACGACCCGCUGCCGCAACAGCAUCAAGAGCCGGAGCCCCCAGAGGACAUCAACGGCGAGCCAGAGUGGGAAGUCGACAUGGUAUUGGCAUCCCGGGUUACUGGUAAAGCAAAGAAGCUGCAAUAUCAGGUCAGCUGGAAAGGAUGCGACCCCGAUGACCAGUGGUAUUUGGCGGAGAACUUCAAGAACGCUGCCAUCGCGUUGGAGGCGUUCCACUUGAAUACCCAGAGGCCUCAGGACCGCCAGUCAACCUGCGAGAUUGGAUCAGAGCAGCAGCAGAAGACAGGCACCCGGAGGAUCGGGACAAUGACAACGUGGCAGAACAUGUGGGAGUAA